GAAAUUUGAAGAGUUAUUUCACGGUUUACUCAUUUCUAUAUAUAUGAAAUUGCCCUUUUAUUUUUAUUAAUAAUCCAAAUUUACAAAAAUACCAUUUCCUUUCCCUUUUCUGUCUUUUCACUCACGCGACGAGAUUACUUCCUACGCCCCUCAUUUCUUCUCAGUCGCGAUUCAAAACCCAUUCAGCUCCACGCCCGUCGUCCGCCUUGCCAUUACUGGCCAACGCCGUUCUCCACCUUGUCUCUGCUCUCUCUCUCAGACACGUCGAAAUGGCUUCUAUGCCGCCAGAAUGUUGUUUUAGGUCUUACCUCAACAAAAUCAACAAUCCCUAAAUUCGAUCCUUUAUCGUUCCUAAUUUCACUCAGAUUCUUCACCACAACCACAACAUCAGAAUCAGACACAACCCCAUUCGCUGUAUCAUACCUCGUCAACGAUUUUGGUUUCUCACCUCAGUCAGCUCUCACAGCUUUCAACAAAAAACAGUUAACAAAUGAUCAAUUCGACAUCUAAAAGAGAACAAAUUUGGUAAAGUUGUCCAAGGCUAACUGGAUUUGAAGUAUGGGAUUCCAGAUCUUAAACUUUUUAAAACCCUCUAUGAAAGUGCUGGUGGUGAUAUUAUUGCUGAUAUUUCUGACAAAUAUCAGUCACUCUGUAGCGUACUCUUCUUCAUCUGAGACCACGAUACACACUAAUAAUUGGGCCGUUUUAGUCUGCACCUCUCGGUUCUGGUUUAAUUAUAGACAUAUGGCCAAUACUUUAUCAUUGUAUAGGACAGUUAAGCGGCUAGGAAUACCUGAUGAGAGGAUUAUACUCAUGCUAGCAGAUGACAUGGCAUGUAAUGCAAGAAACAAGUACCCUGCCCAAGUUUUUAAUAAUGAAAACCAUAAACUUAACCUGUAUGGGGAUAAUGUGGAGGUAGAUUAUCGUGGCUAUGAAGUAAAUGUGGAAAAUUUUAUGCGGGUACUAACAGGUCGUCAUGAUACUGCUGUUCCAAGGUCCAAACGACUACUUAGUGAUGAAGGAAGUCAUAUUCUUUUAUACAUGACAGGGCACGGAGGUGAUGAAUUUUUAAAGUUUCAGGACUCAGAAGAGCUUCAAAGUCAUGAUUUAGCAGAUGUUGUAAAGCAAAUGAAAGAGAAGCACAGGUUCAAGGAGCUUCUUAUAAUGGUGGACACCUGCCAAGCCUCUACCCUGUUCUCACAGCUUCAUUCACCAGGUGUUUUGGCAAUUGGAAGUAGCAUGAAAGGACAGAAUUCAUAUUCACAUCACUUGGACUCAGAUGUGGGUGUUUCAGUUGUUGAUCGUUUUACAUUCUACACUCUUGCCUUCUUUGAGAGGUUGAAUAUAUAUGACAAUGCUUCAUUGAGCAGUCUUUUCAAUUCAUAUAAUCCAAACUUGUUGAUGUCAACUGCAUAUUAUCGAAUGGACCUGUAUCAACGACAUUUAGAGGAGGUACCUGUGACAAACUUUUUUGGCUCGGUAAUGAAAACAAUACACACUGACUCAGCCUACAGGUCUCGGUCGAAUAAAAAUUUUGGGGGAGCUAAAAUUAAAAUGCCUUUGUAUCAAUCAUCUUACGACAAUGAAAGAAGAAUUUUGAAAAACUCGGACGAUGAGGCUCAAUUUAAUAAAUUAAGUACCGAGGAACAUUUCCAUGGCGUUGGACAACUAUGGAAUACUAUUCUCAGCAAAGUGAAUACGUUUCAAAGCAUUGAUGCAUUCGUGUGCUAUGGCCUUGUUUCAAUGCUUCCUUUGUUGACAGUUUCUACAUGGCUAUCAUGGUAGAUGAUUGCAGCGAUGUUCUUUGACACCACAUGUUAUGGUUGGUUUCAUUGCAAUUUCACUUGAAAAGGCAAAUUAUUAAAGGUCACAUUAUAUAUGUUAGAGCGCUUAUGUCCAAGUCCAAGAGCGCGACUUAAAAAAUUCUCUUCUGUUAGCCAUUGGUUUUCCCUUGGUGCUGCUGGAGCAUUAUCAUGAUUCCUCGUGUUCUGCAGUUGUGGUAAUACAAAUCCUUGGUAUUGUGCUGCUAAAGAAAGGGAUCCUUGGUGGUGGAUUUUAUGAUUUUUAUCGUUAUAUUUACAGCUUUUGUGGAUUAACUCAAUAGUACCAGUAGUUAGAUGCGUAAUGUGUUAAUGCAGCUCAAUGUGAAUUUGAAUGUAUGUCGGCCGUCAUUUUAUGGCUUAUAUUUAUGAAAAUUUUCUACAAGUAACAUACAUUAAUUAAUAGAAGACUUGUGAAAUCUAAUUAUUCCGUCUAAAGUCAA
Molecule: messenger RNA, 2263 nt
Organism: Trifolium pratense (red clover)
Lineage: Eukaryota; Viridiplantae; Streptophyta; Magnoliopsida; Fabales; Fabaceae
Product: putative GPI-anchor transamidase
Exons: 12
Coding region: 559-1785 (408 amino acids)
Biological process (GO): attachment of GPI anchor to protein; proteolysis; protein localization to cell surface
Cellular component (GO): GPI-anchor transamidase complex
Molecular function (GO): GPI-anchor transamidase activity
Source: RefSeq, a predicted model, not a curated record